CAGCGAAGACAUACUCAAGUGCUGCCUUGUCACACUCUCUCUCUCUCUCUUCUUCUUCUUCUUCUUCUUACAAAACCCUCCAAUCCCAAUUCUUAUACUUCCCCAAAACAAUCUUUUAUAUCUCUCUGUCUCUCUUCUCUCUCCCUCUCCGUAUGUGUAGGGUCGGAGUCAAAUACGACACUGUUUUAAGGGUUGCAAUUUGCAACCUUUUGAUUGGUCUCUCUUCUCUUUGCCCAACCAAAAACAACCUUUGAUGAUAUAAAGAUCAGCCAACUUUGUCCAUUCCAAAUCUCUUUCCUUUUUCCCCUAAUGUUUUAGACAAUCCCACUUUCCAUAUUUAUUUAUUUUAUUAAUUUCUAUUUGUUUUUGGGGUAUAUAUCAUCAUCAUCAUCAUUGGAGAACUCCAUAUAUUUGUUGAUCGUGAUAUUAAAUUAAAUAAAUGUCUCAAACGAGCUAUUACCGAUCACCGUUCGGAGACACGACUUACACCAAAGUGUUCGUUGGAGGAUUAGCAUGGGAAACUCCUACGGAAGAAAUGCGUCGUUACUUCGAUCAGUUCGGGGAGAUUCUUGAAGCCGUCAUCAUCACCGAUAAAAACACCGGCAAAUCUAAAGGCUACGGAUUCGUGACCUUCCGGGAGGCAGAUUCUGCGACAAGAGCCGUCGCUGAUCCAAAUCCUGUGAUCGAUGGGAGAAAAGCUAAUUGUAAUAUUGCAUCUUUUGGAAGGCCUCGACCAUCGCCGCCUCGAGGACGAGGACAAACAGGAAGUCCGAGUCAAUACCAAAGUGGAGGACCAUCAGCCUAUACCGGGAUGGCUGCACCGCUGCCACCGGCUGCAGCUGGCCAGCUCAUGUAUCCCUCCUACGGGUACACCUAUAACCCUGAUCAAUUUGGGUACCACCAACAGGCACUGUACAACACACAGUUGCAGCAAGCUCAGUACUAUCAGCAGCAACAGCAACUAUAUGGAGGGGGAGCAACAUCACCAUCAUCAUCAGGAGCAACCAUCAUGCCUUCUCCUUAUUAUUACGGAUAUUCUCUUCAAGCCCCUAGAGUACCAUACCAACAUCAUCAUCAUCAUCUUCCUCAACCAUAUAAUCCUCAACAACAGCAUCAACGGUUUUCUUCUCCCUCUUUCCUCGUUUACCCAUCCAAUUCCUCUUUUGCCCCUCCUCUCCAAGGACUACUCUCUUCUUCCACCGAAUCUGAAGCAGUACCACAACAAGUAUCAACAUCAUCAGCAGAAGGCGAAGCAACAACAACUGCUCCUGAAAUUACAGCCAGCAGCAACACCAAAGAACCUAUUUCAAGUUCUUGAUCUUUCUUUCUCUCUCACAUUUCCCAAUUUGUACAAUCUUCACAUUUUUACCCCUCUCUCUCUCUCUAUCUAUCUCUGAGAAAACAAGAAAAAACAGCUAAUUCAUUUAUUUCUCAACCAGAGCUAUGACUUGAGCCCCAAGAAGAC
Messenger RNA from Camelina sativa (false flax), 1465 nucleotides. RefSeq lists its product as uncharacterized. The record is from RefSeq and is a predicted model, not a curated record. Lineage: Eukaryota; Viridiplantae; Streptophyta; Magnoliopsida; Brassicales; Brassicaceae. Gene Ontology annotation, molecular function: RNA binding.